Molecule: messenger RNA, 2671 nt
Organism: Punica granatum (pomegranate)
Lineage: Eukaryota; Viridiplantae; Streptophyta; Magnoliopsida; Myrtales; Lythraceae
Source: RefSeq, a predicted model, not a curated record
AAGUCUUGCCACCAUUAUCCCCUUUCAAUAAAUGGGUCUCAACCGAGGCUGUCAGAAUCGUGAUUCGAAUCGUAAAAUCGUACGAUUCUACGAUUCGGAGGGGGUAUAUGAUUCCGAUUCAAUGGGCUAAGUCGGUUUUUGUAAAAUCGCUGGUGAAUCGUGGCGUAAAUCGCGGAAUCGGGCCGAUUCUGCGAUUCCGGAUUCAACCCAGACUCGGGCGAAGCCCAGCCCAGAGUCUCUUCCAUCUUAUUGAUACAUCUAACUCGUUAAAAUGUCAUAAAUAUUUCCUGUUACAUAUAAAGAUUCUAAAUACAGAUUUAUUUAUGUAGGCCAAAGAGACUUGUUUCGAAAUAGAACCGUCUUUUCUGCAACCUAAAGAGACAUGGAUUUUGUUGCACUGGCCACCAUUUCUGAGUUCCUUCUCAUGUUGGUCUUUCUCCAAGCAGGAGCAGGAGCAGGGUCAGAUCAAGGGAUCGGGUUCACUUUCAACGGUUUCCGAUCGGUUAAGUUGGAGCUGGAUGGGUUUGCAGAAUUCACCAACAAUGGCCUCCUCAGGCUGACAAACGAAACAAGGGAGAUGAUGGCCCAUGCUUUUUAUCCCGACCCAGUGCCCUUCAAGAACUCAAGUGAGGGCUCUGUCUUCUCCUUCUCCACCACGUUCGUGUUUGCAAUCAUCUCCAAAAACCGAGCUGUAGGUGGACCGGGGAUUGCCUUCGUGGCCGCCCCCCAAAGGGGCCUUCCCGGCGCAUUUCCAAACAUGUACCUUGGACUCUUUAAUAAGACAAAUUACGGGGACCUCACUAAUCACGUAUUUGCCAUUGAGCUUGACGCGGUGCACAGCGCUGAUGUUAAGGACAUCGAUGAUAAUCAUCUCGGGAUUGACAUCAACGGGCCGGUCUCUGCCGUAUCUGCUUCGGCAGGGUACUAUCCUGAUGGUGGUGCUGGAAAAUUUGAGAACCUGACUCUGGUCAGCGGCCGACCUAUGCAAGUCUGGGUGGACUAUGAUGGGAUCAAGAAAAGAAUCGAGGUAACUUUAGCACCCUUCAAGGCUGUGAAACCAAGCACUCCACUCCUCUCCCUGUCGCUUGAUCUCUCGACAAUCGUCAAGGAGACCAUGUUUGUUGGGUUCUCAUCCUCGACAGGUUCAUACUCAACCUCCCAGAGUUACAUUCUCGGCUGGAGUUUCCAGAUGAAUGGACAGGUACAGGGGCUUGAGCUGUCAAAGCUUCCUAACCUUCCCCGACUAGGAAAGAAGCCAACUUCUAAGCUGCUAACAAUCGGAGUGCCUGCAAUAUGCUUAUUUUCUGUCUCAGUGUUAAUAUUGGGAUUGUUCUAUUACGUUAGAAGAAAGAUGAAGUAUGCAGAGGUUCUCGAAGACUGGGAGUUUGGUUAUGGGCCUCAUCGGUUCAAGUACAAGGAUCUCUAUAUCGCCACGAGGGGAUUCCAGGACAAGGAGCUGUUGGGGACUGGUGGUUUUGGGGGUGUCUACAGAGGGAUACUACCCACUUCAAAGCUUGAGAUCGCUGUGAAGAGGAUCUCUCAUAAUUCAAAGCAAGGGAUACGGGAAUUUGUGGCGGAGAUCGUUAGCAUAGGCCGGCUCCGGCACCGCAACCUAGUCAAACUCCUUGGGUACUGCCGGAGGAAGGGCGAGCUCCUUUUGGUGUACGAUUAUAUGCCGAAUGGGAGCCUCGACAAGUACCUCUUCAACCAACCCAAAGUCACCCUCAAUUGGACCCAAAGGUUUAGGGUCAUAAGGGGUGUGGCCUCAGGGCUCUUGUACCUCCAUGAAGGGUGGGACCAGAUUGUGAUUCACCGAGAUAUUAAGUCGAGUAACGUCCUUCUCGAUGCCGAAUUGAAUGGGAGAUUAGGAGAUUUCGGGCUUGCAAGGCUGUAUGACCACGGCACCUAUCCACAGACCACCCACGUGGCGGGGACUUUCGGGUACCUUGCUCCAGAGCAUACCAGGACAGGCAGGGCCACGAAGGCUACAGAUGUCUUUGCAUUCGGGGCUUUCCUGCUUGAGGUGGCAACUGGAAGGAGGCCGAUCGGGACACGAGGAACUGAGGAUCUGAUAUUGGUUGACUGGGUCUUCUACUGCUGGAGCAAAGGAGGAGAGAUUCUUGAGGCAAGGGACCCAAACCUGAGUGAAGAGUUCGUGGCCGAGGAAGUUGAGCUGGUGCUGAAGCUGGGCCUGGUGUGCUCGCACCCAGAGCCUGGGGCGAGGCCAACUAUGCGGCAAGUAGUGCAAUACUUGGAAGGAGACGCGCCAAUACAGCACUUAUCCUCCUCCCUUGACACCUAUUCGAGUGGAUUAAGGAUCAAACUUGGAGAGGGAUUUGAUGAUUUUGCUAUGCCGCACCCUUCCUCAAUGGACAAUGGAUUCUCGACUUCGUCCACUGUGGCAGACUCACUUCUGUCAGGUGGAAGAUGAUUAAUAUAUCUCCCACUGCGGUUUCGCGUUGGAAUUGUCUGUACUAAAUGCUUCCUGUGUGCCACUCUGAAAUUCACAGGGUUUUACUAUGUGUCAUGUAUCAUAGGAUAGUUUCUCUUUGGAAUCUAUGUAUUAUACCUUGGAACCACCAAGUUGGUAGCCCAAUGGAACGGGCUUUGUCUUCCAAAGGGAAGGUCUAGGGGUCGAACUUCAACUUAAACACGAAAGCGCUUGUGUUAA